Molecule: messenger RNA, 3761 nt
Organism: Mustela erminea (ermine)
Lineage: Eukaryota; Metazoa; Chordata; Mammalia; Carnivora; Mustelidae
Gene: DAO
Product: D-amino acid oxidase
Exons: 12
Coding region: 325-1368 (347 amino acids)
Molecular function (GO): FAD binding; D-amino-acid oxidase activity
Source: RefSeq, a predicted model, not a curated record
CCCGCCCCUUGCUGUGCCCUGUCCGUAACUCCAGAUUUUGACCCUGAGCUCCAGUCCCAGUUUGGGGGCAGAGGGCUGAGGACAGGACGCCCCAGAAUCAGGAGGCUCCCCUCAGGAGAUAAUAUCCUGCGUCUACAGCAGCUGUCUCUUCAGAAGUCUGGAAAUCCAGCAGGAGCCCACAGGGUAUUUCCCUGCUGUGCAGGGCCCAAGCAGCUUCAAGGUCAAAAGCUGCUAGGCCUUUUCAACUUCUGAGGACCCAACCAGCCCAGCCACUGAGGCGUUCCCUGAGUGGGUGUGCUGGAAGACCUGAGUUCUGCUGGCACGAUGCGCGUGGUGGUGAUUGGAGCAGGUGUCAUUGGGCUCUCCACUGCCCUGUGCAUCCACGAGCGUUACCAUUCGGUCCUGCCCUUGCUGGAUGUGAAGGUCUAUGCGGACCGCUUCACCCCGUUCACCAACAGCGACGUGGCUGCUGGCCUCUGUCAGGCCUACCUCUCGGACCCCAGCAACCCACAGGAAGUGCAUUGGAACCGGCAGACCUUCGACUAUCUCCUGAGCCACAUCCAUUCUCCCAACGCUGCAAACAUGGGCCUGGCCCUAAUCUCAGGCUACAACCUCUUCCGUGAAGCUUUUCCGGAUCCUUCCUGGAAGGACACAGUUCUGGGAUUUCGGAAGCUGACUGGCAGAGAGUUAGACAUGUUCCCUGAUUAUAGCUAUGGCUGGUUCAACACAAGCUUGAUUGUGGAGGGGAGGAGGUAUCUACCAUGGCUGACUGAAAGGUUAACUGAGAGGGGAGUGAAAUUCUUCCACCGGAAGGUAGAGUCUUUUGAGGAGGUAGCAAGAGAUGGUGCUGAUGUGAUUGUCAACUGUACCGGGGUGUGUGCUGGGGCAUUGCAGCCAGACCCUCUACUGAAGCCAGGCCGGGGACAAAUUAUUAAGGUGGAUGCCCCUUGGAUGAAGCACUUUAUUCUCACCCAUGACCCAGAGAAAGGCAUCUACCAGUCCCCAUACAUCAUUCCAGGGAUGCAGGCAGUGACCCUGGGAGGAAUCUUCCAGCUGGGGAAUUGGAGUGAGGUAAACAACAUCCAGGACCACAAAACCAUCUGGGAAGGCUGCUGCAGACUGGAGCCCACACUGAAGGAUGCCAAAAUUGUUGCUGAAUUUACUGGCCUCCGGCCAGUACGCCCCCAAAUUCGGCUAGAAAGAGAACGGCUUCACUUUGGAUCUUUAAACACAGAGGUCAUCCACAACUAUGGUCAUGGAGGCUAUGGGCUCACCAUCCACUGGGGUUGUGCCAUGGAGGCCACCAAGCUCUUUGGGAAGAUCCUAGAAGAAAGGAAGUUGCUCAGGAUGCCACCACCACACCUCUGAAAACACUGCCGCCCCAAGGACUCCCCAUGCCCCUCAGCCAACCAAUCAAUGUUGCCCCCCUCCCCAGCUGACACUUACCCUCCAAUUCUACCCUGGUUCCUUUCUGCAAGAAACACAAGAUGAGACGGAGGCAAGUUGGGCCCUACUUGGGACUCACUCUGAUCACUGGGGUCUCUACCCACUCCGGGAUGCACAGAAUAAAGAAUAGCUGGGGGCUGUUACAUUCUAAGUCCUCAGAAGAAAGGAAAGCUCAGAAAAUCAAAGGGGCCAGCAGAAAAUUGAGGACAGUUGAGAUUAGGUAACUUGAGGACAAAUUACAUUAACAUAUUAAAAAGGAUCUGAAAAGUCCUGCAACAAAGACAACUAACUGAUGUUCUUUCAUCUAGACCUAAACUUAUUUAGCUAUGGAACCCUUUUUGCCCAGAGCACUGAUGCCACAGAGUGCACUUGAGGGAAGCCUUUGAUAGAUCUCAUUGUAGGAAGUCAUAUGCAGAGCUGGAGUGCAGGGAGGCAGAAGAGGGAAGGCAUUGAACUAACAACAUGAUACCCAUUUGACAUCCGGGAUUCCCAACAGCAUCAGCGGCCUGCUGAAUGGUCCCACGGUAACCCCUAAGGAGGGGUCGCCAGAGGUUUCAUCACACAAGGGACUGAACUCACCAAGCAUAAUCCUUGUUUGGGGGCAAAUUUAAUGUCUCUCUUCUGUUCUGACUGAUACCCUCUGAGAUGAUAAACAGACUUCCGGAUGUUUCUGAAAGCCUUAAGUGAACCUAGAGGGCACCUUAGCUACUUUAUCUCUAAUUAUCUGUAUCAGGCUCUGGGGUGGAAUUUGCAUCUGUCUGGGUUUUUGAGAAAGACCAGAACCUGGAGGAGGCCUUCAUGCACUUGGGACCCGUGGCACCCUAUGUGCUGUGACGAGGUCUUGAUUGGCCCUCAUCAUGCCGUCUACAUCCAUGCCAUCACUAUCUGCUCCUUUCCACGCUGUGCCACCUGGUGGGAUCUCCAUGAAGCAUCUGCCAUGAUUUUGACUGACGCUGAGCUAAGUAGAGUGAGGGAACCAAGAUCUGUUAGAGUUCCCAUCCUAAUCAUAAGAAUAAGAAUAAAUUAUUAAUUAUUAUUAUUAUUAUACCUAAAACAUAUUGCCUUCUCACUGGGCAUCGGUACUCAACUCUUGCACACAUUACUUGUGUAAUGUGCAGUCACACACACACCCGCCCACAAAGUAGCUCCCAUUCCCAUUUCACUGGUGAACAAGGUACAGAGAGGCAGUUCUGGCCAAUGGCUAGGAAGGAGUAGGAAGGAGAUCGAGAGCCAGGCGUUGGGUGAUUCAAGUGCCCCACUUCCAACCAGUGCACAACACCGAAUCCCGGGCUGGGAUGUGAAGAUCCAGCUAUGGAGGAAGCUGCUGAGUAUUCCCUUGACUCCUUUAGAAGGAACUAGCUCCCUCCUCCUCAGAGCCUCAUUGGGUCAAGUCUAGGGUCUCGCCCAAGAUUGGUUGGGGGCAUCUCCCAGUACCGGGAGUGGAACACAGCAUUCAGUAUUGGGCCAAAGUGAUGACUUUUUAGAUGACAAUCUAAAAUUCCCAAGGGAGAGAAACCCCUACCGGUCAAAGCUAGGUGGUCAAGCAGGAACCCCAUGGAACUUAGAAGACAGUGAACUGACAAAAAAAAUACAGGGGCCCGGAAGUCCACCCUACACCCUUCCUCUUUUCUUUGUAAAUGGUAAGAACCUCUUUGCAAUGUGGUUUCCACUCCAUUCUGCCUGAAAUUCAGAGCAGAAGGAGCAUGGGGAACAUUCCCCAACCCACGUGACGUUGGAGGAGGUUUAGCAAGGCUUGAUUUCUCCACCUUCCCUUCACCUGCCAUUCCUGCUCUCUUCCUGAAGGUGAUCUAUGACCAUAUUUUUCAAUGAAUUCUUGGCAGCUUGAUGAAUUUAGGGAAUAUUAUCAUUCCUUGUGGAAUCGCCUGAGCGCUUUUGACGAGAAUCAAUUGACCAUAACUAUAUGGGUGUAUUUUUUGGAAUUUCAAUUCUAUUCCAUUGAUCUAUGUCUAUCCUUGCGCUAGUACCACACUAUCUUGAUUACUGUAGCUUUGUAAAAAGUCUUACAAUUAGGAAGUGUGAGUCUUCCACGUUUAUUCCUCUUUCUCAAGUGAGUUUUUUUUUUUUUUUUUUUUACUCUUCUGCAUCCUUUGUAGUUCCAUAUGAAUUCUAGAUCAAUUUGGUGGGUGCGUAUUGAUGAACACCUCAACAAUAGUAAGUCUUCUAAUCCAUGAACAUGGACUAUUUCUCCAUUUAUUCAAAUCUUCAAUUCCUUUAAGUGAUGUUCCGCAGUUUGUAAAAGGUUUGCCCUCCUUUUGUUAAACUUAUCCCUAAGAAUUUUACUCUUUCAGACAGUA